Daphnia pulicaria is the source of this 519-nucleotide messenger RNA. RefSeq lists its product as uncharacterized. NCBI's taxonomy places the organism in Eukaryota, Metazoa, Arthropoda, Branchiopoda, Diplostraca, Daphniidae. The transcript has 4 exons. The coding region runs from base 104 to 457 and encodes 117 amino acids. The record is from RefSeq and is a predicted model, not a curated record.
UGUGCGCCUGACAAUUUUCAGUUCACACUUCACGUCAAGACUGAAAACGAAAGUGUCAGUGUGUGUUUGAAUCGUUCUGCUGAAAGGUUCUGCUUAUUAAACGAUGGAUAAAACUGAUUCAGUAUUCGAGUUCAAUCAAAAUGAACAUGAACCGAGUGCCUCAUCAGACGAAGGAAAAGCAAGGCGAUGGGUCACCCUUCCAAUGGAACCAGCAACACCAAAGGAAUGGGAAUCCUGGCGGAUGAAGAAGUCACUUGUUGAGAGUGAGAUGCUACAAAAAUUGGCUCAGCAUCAUGAAAAGUUCCAUGACGAAAUGAAAAUGCAACUGAUUUGCCUGCAGGAAAAGUGUCAGCAGUCUUUUCGGAAUUUUCAACAAGAACUCGACGCGGCCUUCAUCGGGGAGUUGUUGAAACUGCAAAACGAAAAUGAGAUGUUGAAAAAGGAACUUGAGAAGUAACAAUUUUUUGCUCAAACUGCUUGAACUCAAACUUGAAAUGGAAUAAAAAUGUUUUGCAUUAA